Molecule: messenger RNA, 692 nt
Organism: Myotis lucifugus (little brown bat)
Lineage: Eukaryota; Metazoa; Chordata; Mammalia; Chiroptera; Vespertilionidae
Product: peroxisomal acyl-coenzyme A oxidase 3-like
Exons: 4
Coding region: 275-646 (123 amino acids)
Biological process (GO): fatty acid beta-oxidation using acyl-CoA oxidase; lipid homeostasis
Cellular component (GO): peroxisome
Molecular function (GO): FAD binding; fatty acid binding; pristanoyl-CoA oxidase activity
Source: RefSeq, a predicted model, not a curated record
CUGGCUGGGGUGGAGGUGAGGAUGGGGACCAGACGGGGCACGGCGGGCGGGGGAGCAGCCGUGCGGGAGGUGCUGCUGGUCACCCGUGGCCCCCGUCCCCGUCCCCACAGCUUCGCCAUGUUCCACAAGGUCCGGAUCCCUCGCCAGGACCUCCUCAACCGGACGGGAGACGUCACCCCCGAGGGCACCUACGUCACCCGCUUCAAGGACAGCAGGCAGCGCUUCGGUGCGUCGCUGGGCGGCCUGUCCCGCGGGCCGCGUCUGCAUCGUGGGCAUGUGCGUGGUGAACCUGAAGCUGGCCGUGUGCAUCGCCCUGCGGUUCUCGGCCACCCGGCGCCAGUUCGGACUGGCCGACGGGGAGGAGGUGCCGGUGCUCGAGUACCAGCUGCAGCAGUGGCGCCUGCUCCCGUACCUGGCGGCCGCCUACGCCUUGGACCACUUCUCCAAGUCGCUCUUCCUGGACCUGAUAGCGCUCCAGCAAGGCCUCCAGCGGGACGACCGGAGCGCCAGGCAGGCAGAGCUGGGACGUGAGAUCCACGCCUUGGCGUCGGCCGGCAAGCCUCUGGCCUCGUGGACGGCCCAGCGGGGGAUCCAGGAGUGCCGCGAGGCGUGCGGAGGACACGGCUACCUGGCCGGUAGGUUUUAGAGACGCGAGUGACCGUUUUCUGUCCUUACCCCUCCCGCUCGCUCCA